AUGGACAAAAAGGAAGAACUCUACAAGAAGCCUGGAAAUAAAACUAGAAACAUAGAUUGCAGUGAAAUUACUGCCGACCUUGAGUUCCAAGCUGAAAUUGUUGAGAAGGGGACCCCUGGCCUCAGCUUUGGCAAGAAGGAGAGAAAGGUGGGGUGGAACUCACAGCCAACCCGAGCGGUGAUCUUUGAAGACUGUGCUGUCCCCGUGGCCAACAGGAUCGGGGACGAGGGCCAGGGCUUCCUCAUUGCCAUGAGAGGACUGAACGGGGGGAGGAUCAAUGUCGCGUCCUGCUCUCUGGGCGCUGCGUAUGCUUCGGUCAUCCUCACCCGAGACCACCUCAAGGUCCGGAAGCAGUUUGGAGAGCCCCUGGCCAGUAACCAGUACCUGCAGUUCAAACUGGCGGAUAUGGUGGCCAGGCUGGUGGCCUCGCGGCUGAUGAUCCGCCACACAGCCGUGGCUCUGCAGGAGGGGCGUGAGGACGCGGUGGCCCUGUGCUCCAUGGCCAAGCUCUUCGCUACAGACGAAUGCUUUGCGAUCUGCAACCAGGCCCUGCAGAUGCACGGGGGCUACGGCUACCUGAAGGACUGCGCAGUCCAGCAGUACAUGCGGGACUCCAGGGUCCACCAGAUCCUCGAAGGCAGCAACGAAGUGAUGCGGAUACUGAUCUCAAGAAGCCUGCUGCAGGAGUAGCCCCUGGACUGAGGCUCCGAUGGGAGGAUCAGUGUCGAGUGGUUCCGUGUGGACGGCGCUGUCACAGUGAGUCCAGGACACGCUGGCGGGGCUGUGCUUGUCCAGGGCACCAUCACAGCGUCAGCUGGAGGGCGACAGCUGGAGGGCGGCAGCUGGAGGGCGGCACCUGGAGGGCGGCAGGAGCUGCCCUGGCUGGAACGUUACAAGAAGUCGUGCCGCCUUGUUUUCCUGACGCAGAGGGUGACUGGUGAACACUGACCACCAAACCACUGUCCUUUCCUGGAUCCACAGAGUCUUGAUUUGUCUGCCUUUUGCUGGUUCACCAGAUACCUCUUCUGGGAAUCUGGGUACUUCUGUUGAGGGUUUUUCCUGACUGUAAAGCAAAGGAGUGGGAAAGGAGGAAUGGAGAGAAAGUGUCUUCCUGUCUUUUUCUGUUCUUUGUGCUUCAGCUGAAGAUGCAGGUUUCUGUGGGCUGCUCUUCCUUUGCAGCAACUCCUCCUCUGAAUGUAAAUCAUGAUGAAAUGAGUGUUUGGAAAUCCUUCUAAGCUGUGAUUUAGGGCGUAUCUGCACUUCUGGACUAUCUGAAUAUCAAGGGCUGAGAUUAUUUGGAACUGUGAAUACUUGUUUUAGAAGCAUGUGGUCUGGGAAUGGUAUUCAAAGUUCCUGUAACAUUUCC
Balaenoptera acutorostrata (minke whale) is the source of this 1366-nucleotide messenger RNA. RefSeq names its product isobutyryl-CoA dehydrogenase, mitochondrial-like. Bases 1 to 690 code for a protein of 229 amino acids. Gene Ontology annotation, molecular function: oxidoreductase activity, acting on the CH-CH group of donors. The record is from RefSeq and is a predicted model, not a curated record. The transcript is spliced from 2 exons. NCBI's taxonomy places the organism in Eukaryota, Metazoa, Chordata, Mammalia, Artiodactyla, Balaenopteridae.